Messenger RNA from Caenorhabditis sp. 36 PRJEB53466, 5908 nucleotides. The record is from the annotation of a GenBank genome assembly. NCBI's taxonomy places the organism in Eukaryota, Metazoa, Nematoda, Chromadorea, Rhabditida, Rhabditidae.
AUGAAAAUUGAAGGUAAGGCUAUGAUGGCCUAGAAAACCGCCCGAAAAACUAGGCCAUACAUUUGUGGACGUGGCCUAGCUUUUCCUCCCGGCCAUGGCCACAAAGCUACUUGCUUUUUUGGCGUUUUUCGAUCCGUAAUCCCUCUGGACCAAUUUUUCACCGAAAAAAGAAAAAAAGAGCCGACGCAUCCAAUUUCGCCCGCCGGGAAACGCGCUAAAAGUGUACUUUAAUGCUUUUGGAGCGGCCGGCGGGAACACAUUUAGAGGUUUGCAAUUUCAAUUUCAAUUUAAAUUUGGGACCGGACGAAAAAGUAAUUACUUUUUGUCUCCCCGCGGCUGGAGCCGCAGAGACCACGUCAUUUUAUGGGUUGAAUUCAAUUAACUGGGACACUGGGACACUUAUCCACGGGGGCCGGACUAACUUUCUCCUUAGAGUUUUCUAGGCCACCACCACCAUAACCCUUGAUUUCAGUGGUAUCGGCGGUGCCGCACUCGACAGUCCACUCGGCGGUGCUCUCGCGACGUCAUCGCUCCGUCAUUUGUGCCGGACCCUACGAGAUAUUGCCGCUCGAGACGUGCUUUGAGCCGGUGAGUUCAAAGAGUGAUGUAUCUCGGUUGUGGGUAGAGAUGGCAAAAAGUGGUCAACUGAUAAAAUGUGCACAAUUUUCUGGUAAACAUUUUACUAGUUGACAACUUUUUCAUAUCUCCACGGACCGCUGAGAUAGAUUGCUUUGAAUAAACGGUCCUUUCCGGAUCCUUGCGUUCUGCACAUGGCCUCACCCAUUAUUCAUCAUUUUUCCUCUUUUCUCUCCAUCUCUAACACUCUUCCAUUCGCCCUCCCUCGGUCCCUUUUGGACGGCGGUCAUUAGGCGGCUGCACGAGCCGGUCCCUUUUAGUUGAGCGCAAUGAGUUCGGAAUGAGUUAUAUAGUCGCGUAGGGUUGGUGGCCUAGAACUCUCCACUUGCAAAACCUAGUCCCCCACGGAUCCUCCGGAUCCCUAGAGACUGCUUUCUCUUGAUCAGAUACCCGCUUUUGAAUGGCACUUCCCUUGUUUAGCUUUUCAACAUUCGAUCGAGAAAAGAUCAAUCAUCAAGAUACGGGGGGAACCCAUUUUCACGCGAGAUUUUGAACGGAUAAUAGCGGGAGAGGGUCGACGAGAAUACGGUUCGAUAAGCAGCGAAACGAGAGAUUAUUGACGCCUCGAUAAGUGUGCCGAAAAGCGGAUUAUUCUAGUUGUACUAGGUGACUAGCAGAGUUGAGCGGAAAAACUCAACGGAAGAAAGGGGAAGAAUUUUUAUCUUUUUUAGAAAAAUUUUUCAGGAAAUGUGAUCAACUGACGAAAUGUAUAACAAAGUGAACUCUGCUCAUAAAAAAAUAUUUGUAAAUUUAGCUUUUCAUACAAAAAAGUUAUUCGAGUUGUUGCGUUGGCCCUUUUUUUCACGGAACAACUCAAAUAACUUUUUUGUAUGAAAAAUUAAAUUUACAAUUAUUUUUCUAUGCGCAGAGUUCACUUUGCUAUACAUUUCGUCAGUUGAUCACAUUUCAUGAAAAAAUUUUCUAAAAAAGAUAAAAAUUCUUCCGUGUUCUUCCGUUGAGUUCUUCCGCUCAACUCUGGUGACUAGGUGUACUAAGCCAUCAAUCUAGACGAAACUAGUGCCGGAAAGACAGUGGCCUAGAAUUUAUCCAAGGAAGAGUUAGGCCAAGUAAGUAAGGGAACAAUGAGGAUGCAAGAGAGAGAGAUGGCCUCGAAUCCGUCAACCGAAAAGUCAGGCCACUUUACAACAGUUUUUGCAGCUGCCGAGCACGUCGACGCUCUCCGAAUUCCCGAUCGAAUGUCUUCAGUUGUCGACCGACGAACGGACGAUCGGAGUGGCGACGAACGCGAUUUUGAAGGUCGCCGACAUCACCACAGGUACUUUGAAAUCCCGGCCUACUGUCUGUACGUACCGUAAUCCUCUCAGGCCGUGAAGUACGAAACCUGACGGGCCACACCCUGCCCGUCACCUCGUUGGCCGCUAGUAAGUUCUCGCCGUACGGCUGGUACACGGGCUCGUCGGACUGCAGUUGGACCCAAUGGGAUACCCGGAUGCACCAGUCGAAAGUGAGAGAGGAGCGCGGCGUGUGCGUCGAAAAACCAAAUAUUGUAGGUUUACGGCUCCAAAGCCUCCGGGGUCUGCCGAAGUUUGGCCCUAUCUCCCGGCGACCAUUACGUGGCAGUCGGCACCGACGAGACGAUUCAAAUUUUCGACGCCCGCCAACGAGAAUACAUUAAAACGUUCAAUUGCUCGGUACUUAAUUCGGUGGCGCCAGCCACGCCUCCGCCAAACGAAAAUCGAAUAUUGUAGGGUCACAGUUUGGAGCUGCACCCGUCCGACGUGCUUUUGUCGGCCGUCGGCCACGACAGGAUAGUCCGCUUUUUUUGUCUCGAAACGUUCGAGCUCAUCUCACAAUCCGACGCGUUUUUAGACGAUAUUCAGGCGAGCGCGUUUGAUAGUGAGUUUUUUUGAGAAAAAAUUUUAAAAAAAUUUAAAAAAAUUUAAAAACAAAUUUUUUUGAAUUUUUUUGCCGCAAAAAUCGAUUUUGCAGCUUAUGUAAUGAUCGCGGCGACGUCGCCGGUGAACAGCAGCAAAUUUUUUUAAAAAAAUUUAAAAAAAAUUACAAUCAUUUUCGCCUCACAAAUCGAUUUUUUUCAGCUCAUGUAAUGAUCGCGGCGACGUCGCCGGUGAACAGCAGCAAAUUUAAAAAAAAUUUAAAAAAAUUAAAAAAUUUUUUUAAAUUUUUUUGCCGCAAAAAUCGAUUUUGCAGCUCAUGUAAUGAUCGCGGCGACGUCGCCGGUGAACAGCAGCAAAUUAAAAAAAAAUUUUAAAAAAAUUUUUGCCUCAAAAAUCGAUUUUGCAGCUCAUGUAAUGAUCGCGGCGACGAACGAUUCGAUCAAUUUGCUCACGUGGGAGCCGUGUUGUGACGUGUUAACGACGGUGCCGUUGAAAAAUGUGGAAAAAGUGAGGCAUUUUCGAGUUUUUCGUCAAAAUUUAGGCACAAUAUUGACUGACGAUGAUUUGAUGCGUUUUUCGGAGAUUUAUAAAAUCGAUUAGAUUUGAAUCUUUUUCAUACCGGCCGGGAGAAUUAUUGUUAUUAGACGAGAACAUCAGAAAUCGUGUUGCAGGUCGUGAACGUGAACGCGAACGGUCUCGAAUUGGACUUUAUUUGCAUUGGCGAAAAUACGGAACGUCUCGAAAUGAGGUCGUAUGCUAUAGAAGUGCGCGUUUUGCAAUUUUUCCCAUUUUACACUCACAUUUUAGGAACUAUUGUCAUAUUCUCCAAGUCACGAACUGUGCGGAAGCAUUUAUGAAGAAGAUGAAGACGUCGAAUCGGCCGACAAUUCGCCGAUUGAAGAGGUAUUUAUUUAUUAGACCUGAAAAGUUUUGAAUUCGCUACCGUAACCUUUUGAAAAUUUAAAGGCGCGCGCGAGUGGAGCACUCGAUUUUUGGCGAAGCAGCUGCGCAAAAAUUUCGAUUUUUCGCUCAUUUUCCAUCAAUUUCGACGAUUUUCAGACGAAACCGUUGCCAGAAAUGUCGUCCUCGCCGGUGACCUCAUCGGAAGAGCUCACGGAGACGUCGUCAUCGCCGGUGAACAGCAGCGGAAGCAGUCAUUCGAGUCCCGCCAGUCCCGCAAAGGUUUGUGAGCGAUUUCCAGCGGAAGCGUUGAAAUGUCUCUCAUUUAGUCGUGUAAAAUAGAUUUUCCUGCUUUUUUCCCGGUAAAAUCCCAGAAAAUCCCGGAAAAUUCUCAAUUUUUGCAGCCAGCCUCGAUAAAACAACGAUCGGCGUCGCAAAAAGCGUCGAAAUCGCCGUCGUCGACGUUGAAAUCGACGGUGCCGGUCUCGAAAGCCUCCUCGUCGCGUUCGGUGACGCCCGCCAUGGCAAAACCGCCGAUGACGCGCAGCAUGGCCGCCGCACAGUCGCGCAGUGCCACCGUCACGUCGAGUACGCCGAAAAGUUGCACAUUUCCUGAAAACGCCUCCUUUUCAGAGCCUCUUUUGGGCGGAUUCCGCUCGAAACCGUCGCCGUCAAUGUCGGAUUUGAGGUCGACGAAGACGAGCUCGAUUGCCGGAUCCACACAGUCGCUGAUCAGCGAACGGGGUCCGAAGACGCGCUCCGUCUCGAGACAGUGAGUUUGCAGAGGAUUUUUUGCAUUUAUGAACUAGAAAUAGAACACGCGAAAAGUUAGGAACAUUGUGGGGCCCAAAGAAUUUGCAAAACCUAGGCCGCCAAAGUUAAGCAUGCAAUCUCUUCAUGAAUAAGUGACAAGUGACCACCAACACGAAGCCCACCGAUAAGAAGCCGAUAAUCCGCUUCCCUCGUUUCCUCUCUUUGCGCCGCCCGUCUGAGUGGUCAAGCCCGUCGCCCCGGGGGAGCAUUUAUCGGUUGCUAUGACGGCCAUUUGCGCCGUCCGUCCGUCCGUUCUCUUUUCUCUUUCCAUGUGCUCCUUGUUCUCAGAGGCCGCCUUCGAAGAGGAGGAGAAGGAGAAAAUUGACGUCUUCCGCCGUUUUCCAUCUCUCUCUCCUACUCUUCGCCACAGCCCUAUGUGAGCCCUAUCCAAUUGGAGCAGAAAAGAAGUUUGGCCUUUUUUCUUUCCACCUUCCACUUUACUCUUUUUUUUCCUUUUCUUCCUCAGCUCCAACCGCUUCAUUUCCGUUCGGAAUCUCUAGGGAUGGCUUUGACGAGUGUCAGUGUGUACGAGUUGAGCCGUCUCGCGUACCCCUCGGCGCAGACGACGUCCGUCCGGAGACGUUCGAAUUCGACGAAAGCGCGACGAAAAGAUGGCGGCGAUUUUUGUUCGGUGGAGAGAAGAAGGUUCGGGAAGCCGGCGAGAACUAGAUUUUUCGUUUUAAAUUGAGCCGAAAUUUUUAAGAUAGACACUCUUACUAGGCUCCCUGUAGCUGGCCUAAUAUUUCGUCUUCCAGAAGAAACCAGGAGCCGAUCACGAUCACGUACCUCGGCCGCCCACGCACCCCCUCCGAAGGCGACGUCAUCACCUCGUCGACCACGAAUGGAACGCAUCGCCGUUCGUCUCCAGUCGUCAAGAAGUCGGUCUCAUCGGUUUCCCCAACCAAAAAGUCGCCCGGACGGUCCGUCUCGGCGGCGCCGUUCAAAAAACAGAACUCGACGUGCUCGUCGGUCUCCUCGACCACUGGCGUGCCGUUCGGCGUCUGGUCCGCCUGCAUUGAGACUGUCAAUCAGAUUGGAAGUGCGGCGAAACGCGAGAACAAAAGUGAGCGCUCCCUUUCCGCGCGUGGUCUCGAAAAAGCUGUUGCAGACAUUCGUCGCCUCAAAAUGCUGACGUCUCGCCGGCAGAACACGGACGUGCCGCCCGAAGUGUGCUCCGACGAACAACUCGUGCUCACCGCCGUCCGCAUUCUCAGCCACAACAAUGAUUGGUCGCUGAACACGUGUCACGCCUACAUUACCACGAUUAUCGGUAAGGACCGGGCGGCGUCUACUUGAGAUUAAUGUUUUUAACGAUGCUCAGCUGUUUUAGGUGUAAAAAUGUGAACGCAAACAGUUGAACACAUCCCAAUUUGCAGAUAACAUUGCAAGUGUGGACACGCUCAACCGCAAUAUCGCUCUCACCGGUCUCGCCGCGAUUGCGAGCUCGUUGCGCGAGAGGCUCGUCAAGUUUGCCAACGCGAAUUCGCAUCGAAUCGGAGUCGACGUGGCGGCCGAGGAGCGCGCCGAAAAGGCGAAAUUCUGCAUUCAGGUUUGUAUUUUGGCCUAAACAAUUCAACAAUUCUAUCAAAUGUCUUCAGCGCCUCCGGGACGUCGUCAAAAAGCGCGACUGGUACUACAAGCAGCUGGACGAGGCGUCGAUUCUGAAACUCGACGUCGUUUUGGAGCAACUCAAGAAGAUUUGA